Molecule: messenger RNA, 757 nt
Organism: Dufourea novaeangliae
Lineage: Eukaryota; Metazoa; Arthropoda; Insecta; Hymenoptera; Halictidae
Exons: 2
Coding region: 57-713 (218 amino acids)
Source: RefSeq, a predicted model, not a curated record
GUUCCCCGCCGCCGACAAGGACGGAUAGAUCGAGACUCCUGUCAACGGCUGAGAAAAUGUCGGCUGGUAGGGUGAUCAGGGCGAACCAGUUGGAUGAAAAUAUUACCGAUGACAGUGUUGCUUAUCGAAUGACAGAGAAUGUCGAUAAUAUUCUAGUGAACGAAUCCAUGAUGGAAGUGUUGAGAAACGAAAGAAGACAGAAGAUCGUGUUGGAUUUCAACGAAUUCCCGCCACCGAGGUCCGAGAAGAGAAGCCACACCCGAAUUAAUCCGGAUUCGCUGAACGUUCCCGAGCCUGGAUUUUAUUUAUCGCCGAUCGAGGAGAAUAGCGAGGCGUCUACCGGAAGCGGGCAAAGUAAAGUUGCGACGGAGAGUUAUGGGAAAACUAUCGACGCAGGAUUGGAGUACGAUCAUGCGAGAAAGUAUCACACAUAUCCGAAGUCUAGAAUUCCGGUAGCUAGAUGGUCGAAGGAAAGGCGAAUCGGGAACCUGAUGAUGGACCCGAAGAUGUAUCCGUUGGAACCGCGUGAAAUCGAUCUGGAGGCGUUCCAACAAUUGCAUACGGCGGACAGUCAAGAGGAAUUGCAGGAAUUCUUGUUACUGGAGAGCCAGUGCAGCGGGAAUCUCGGAUUGGCGGGAAAUAUGUCGGCAUCCGAGGUAUCUUGUAGCGAUCAUCACAGUGAGGACGAAAGGGGCACCAUGUCAGAUUACUGACAUCGGGGUCACGCGAGUCGCACAAUCACCAACCAGGACAUCAG